UGGAGAGAAUAAGACUAUUGUAGGAUUAGCGGAGUCAAGGCUACAUCAAGGGCUUCACGCGUGGCAGCACACGUGAGCACUCAGUGUGCAACCCGGGCUCACCACAUGCCCUCCACCACGCGGGACACGGACACACACAAGCUUACUCUGCGUUUGGUACCUGAUCAGAAGUGUGACCCCCAUCUUCCUCCCACCUAAAGGCCUGUAUCCUCUCUUCUGAAUUCCUCCUACCCUCCUGCCCACUCCCACCCACCCCCGCCCCUGGCCCCCGGCCCCUGUGUGGUCUGGAUGGGCCCCACAGGGGCAGGGACAGGGACAGGACGUGGGGCUGUAUCUGACAGGAACCUGAGGGGCUGGCCCGGGAGGGGACUGGGGCCCGGCUUCCUGAAGGGAGGAUGGGCUAAGGCAGGCUCACUCUGCCGGAGAAGAUGCCCUUCUGGGCCCUCUCGGUGGUCAUCUCCUGCCUCCUCCCGGCCCCCCAACACCUGGUGCAAGUCACCAGCCAAGAUGCCUCCUUGCUGGCCUCGGACUCAGAGUCUCUGAAAUGUUUCUCUCGAACAUUUGAGGACCUCACUUGCUUCUGGGAUGCGGAAGAGGCAGCGCCCAGUGGAAUCUAUCAGCUGCUGUACGCCUACCCAGGGGAGAAGCCCCGUGCCUGCCCCCUGAGUUCCCAGCGUGUGCUGCCCUUCGGAACCCGAUAUGUGUGCCAGUUUCCAGCCCAGGAUGAAGUGCGCCUCUUCUCUCAGCUGCACCUUUGGGUGAAGAACGUGCUUCGGAACCAGACUCUGUCCCAGCGGGAGCUCUUCGUGGACAGCGUGGGCCUGCCAGCUCCUCCCAGUCUCAUCAAGGCCAAGGGUGGGAGCCAGCCAGGGGAACUUCAGAUCAGCUGGGAGGCCCCAGCUCCUGAAUUCAGUGAAUUUCUGAGGCAUGAACUCCGCUAUGGCCCCAAGGAUGCCAGGAACGCCACGGGCCCCACAGUCACGCAGCUGCUGUCCACAGAAACCUGCUGCCCAGCUCUGCAGAGACCAAACUCAGCCCCAGCUCUGGACCGGCCUCCCUGUGCUCAGCCCAUGAUGCUCCGACAGGACGGACCAGAGCAGACCUCCCCAACUAGAGAAGCCCCCUCUCUGACAGUGAAGGGUGGACGCUGCCUCAUCUCAGGGCUCCAGCCUGGUAACUCCUACUGGCUCCAGCUACGCAGCCAACCUGACGGGGUCUCCCUCCAUGGCUCCUGGGGAUCCUGGUCCCUGCCUGUAACCGUGGACCUGCCUGAGGAUGCAGUGGAAAUCGGCCUGCAGUGCUUCACCUUGGACCUGAAGAAUGUUACCUGUCAGUGGCAGCAACAGGACCAUGCUAGCUCCCAGGGCUUCUUCUACCACAGCAGGACGCGGUGCUGUCCCAGAGACAGGGACCCCAUCUGGGAGAAGUGCGAAGAGGAGGACCAAAAUCCAGGACCACAGCCCUCCCGGCUCUCCCGCUGCCACUUCAAGUCACGAAAUGACAGUGUUAUUCACAUCCUCGUGGAGGUGACCACAGCCCAGGGUGCUGUUCACAGCUACCUGGGCUCCCCUUUCUGGAUCCACCAGGCUGUGCUCAUCCCCACUCCAAACUUCCACUGGAGGGAGGUCUCCAGCGGGCAGCUGGAAGUGGCAUGGCAGCACCCAUCAUCCUGGGCAGCCCAAGAGACCUGCUAUCAGCUCCGAUACAUCAGAGAAGGCCAUCAGGACUGGAAGGUGCUGGAGCCACCUCUCGGGGCCCAAGGAGAGACGCUGGAGCUGCGCCCGCGCUCCCGCUACCGUAUACAGCUGCGCGCCAGGCUCCACGGCCCCACCUUCCAAGGCCCCUGGAGCGCCUGGUCCGACCCGCUGAGGGUGGAGACCGCCUCCGACACCGCCUGGAUCACCUUGGUGACCGCUCUGCUUCUGGUGCUGGGCCUCAGCGCCCUCCUGGGCCUGCUGCUGCUGAGGUGGCAGUUUCCCGAGCACUACAGGAGCCUGAGGCAUGCGCUGUGGCCCUCCCUUCCAGACCUGCACCGGGUCCUAGGCCAGUACCUCAGGGAUGCUGCAGCCCUGAGUCCGCCCAAGGCUGCAGUCUCAGACGCCUAUGAGGAAGUGGAACCCGGCCUCCUUGAAAUCCUACCUAAGUCCUCGGAGAAGACUCCCUUGCCCCUGUGUUCCUCCCAGGCCCAGACGGACUACCGAGGAUGGCAGCCUUCUUGCCUGGGGACCCUGCCCCUGUCUGUGUGCCCACUGGCUGAGGCGGGGUCCUACUGCACCACUCACAUCGCCAACCAUUCCUACCUACCGCUCAGCUGCUGGCAGGCCCCUGGCUCCCAGUACCCAGGGCAGAUCCAAACCCUCUAGUCCUUCCCACCUUCUCCGCCCACCCCAUCCCAACAGCACAGCCAUCGCAGA
This is a messenger RNA of Sus scrofa (pig), 2414 nucleotides long. It is a transcript of the gene MPL, whose product is annotated as MPL proto-oncogene, thrombopoietin receptor. Gene Ontology annotation, biological process: cytokine-mediated signaling pathway. Gene Ontology annotation, cellular component: membrane; external side of plasma membrane. The record is from RefSeq and is a predicted model, not a curated record. Gene Ontology annotation, molecular function: cytokine receptor activity; protein binding. NCBI's taxonomy places the organism in Eukaryota, Metazoa, Chordata, Mammalia, Artiodactyla, Suidae.